Molecule: messenger RNA, 783 nt
Organism: Arachis duranensis
Lineage: Eukaryota; Viridiplantae; Streptophyta; Magnoliopsida; Fabales; Fabaceae
Exons: 7
Coding region: 1-783 (260 amino acids)
Source: RefSeq, a predicted model, not a curated record
AUGUAUGAAAUGCAAAACCAGUGGAAUCCGGCUGAGGUUUACAAUGUGAAAAUGGUGUUGCAAGAUGAAUGGCAUACCAAAACAAAAUACACUGUAUUCAAGAAUCUUAUUCGGAAACAUGGGUUUUAUUCUAUGAAGAAUUUCAUUGUGAAGGGUUGGGGGAAAGGGAUUAGGACCUGUGGUCACAAGUACAAGUUAAACUUUUAUAUCAAGACGUCAGUAUCACGGUUAACAAGUGGGACAUUUUUCUUUAAUCCCUUCCAUUUUGUAUCUUAUGAAGAGGUUCAGGCCAUGCCUGCUGGAAAUGAAAACCAUCUCAUAGACUAUAUUGGCCAUAUUGUAGGUAAAGAGGAUAUAACAAAUAUGGUGACAAAAUCAGGAAGAGAGUGUAAACUUCUAGGGAUCUAUUUGGAGGAUCUGCAGAAGAAUCGAUUGAAGUGUAUCCUGUUUGAUGACUUGGUUAACAAAGUUGAAAAUUUCUUAGAUAAAGCUGAUGGUCAGCCCUUGGAAGGAGAUCUAUGCUCACAAGGGAUCACUUCCAUUCAAAGUCAGCCACCACAAUCUGUGUCCGAUGAAAUCAAUGGGGACUCUAUUAAGUCAGUUGUGGAAAUUAUGAACAUGAGGGAGGAAUCUACAUAUUGGGUGGUUGACACUAUAGUUUCUAUUGAGCAUGGUGUUCGAGAUUGGUGUUAUGCUUCAUGUGGAUUCUGUCCCAGGAAAGUUCAAGUUAAUAAAGAUAGGUAUCGUCUUAAUGCUAUUAUAACUGAUGGAACUGGUGUAUAA